Molecule: messenger RNA, 1820 nt
Organism: Emiliania huxleyi CCMP1516
Lineage: Eukaryota; Haptophyta; Isochrysidales; Noelaerhabdaceae
Exons: 1
Coding region: 1-1677 (558 amino acids)
Source: RefSeq, a predicted model, not a curated record
AUGUCGUGCCCGUGCGCCGCGAAAUUCUUUUUAACACCAGCUGAAGAGCCCGGCAAGGGAGACGAACAACCUCCUCGUCACCACGGCUGCUCUCUCCUCACCAAGAAGAUGACGGCUGGCGCCGCCUCGUCGUCGACGCUCCCUCUGGCCAACGACUUCGCGUCGCCGCAAUUUAUGCCAGGCUCGCACCGCACGAUCGAGCUUCCACUCGCUGACGAGCCGGACAAGUCGGUCGAGUCGGCCGACGAGCCGACGCCCUCGGCCAGCUGCUGCGGCUGGGAGCUCACUCGGCGCCGGCGCCGGAUUCUCGCUGUCCUCUGCUCUCUGUGUGUGCUGUGGUGGAUCGCGGUCGGCAUCUUUGCCGCGGUGACGGUGACAACGCUCACAAACGAUCUGCGCUUCGUGAUUUGCGAGAUCAGCGCCUGUGUGCCCAAAGAGCCGGCCUUGUCGGGUGCUGAUAUUGCCUCCUACACGGGAGCGGCCAAGGUCGCGGCGACAGAGGAGGAGGGCUCGUGCAAGCCGUGCCUCAGCCCGAACGACGAGUGUGCGCAGAAGCUGGAUGAGCUGACAUCGCGAACGCUGGACCUCCCACUAAACGUCUCAUUCGCUGUCUUCAACCCGCUCAUAUUCGGCUACGCCGUUGACCGGGUGGUGCUUCUCACGAGCCUCAGCCCGCUGCCGCCGCUCUCUGCGCAAGCGGCCCUCGCGCUGGACCCGCUCGAGGCGCACGACCUUGGUAUCGCCAUCUUUUGCGACGCGGGCCGCUCCUCCUUUCCGCCCGGCUGGGGCGACGAGCUCUCAAUGCGAUGCCACUCAAAGCAGGACGGAGAGACCAUCCAUCGCCUCUCCCAUGCGCAGCGUGGCAUCGGCGGCGAGCGCUUCUAUGCGACCGUCGCGUUUGUGUAUCGCGUCCCCGUUCUUGGCUGGACCAUCGCGAUCGCGCAGGACGCGUCCCACUAUGCCGCCAACUUCGAUUUUGGCGGACCACAGCCGCUCGACGGCCUCGAAAUGUGCUCGGGCGUUUCGGCGGUCCAGUAUGGCGCGCCGGCGAACGUGCUCAAGCUGUACGACUUUGAGGAGUACAAGGUGGGCGUCUGCGCGACCGACCUCGGCAGCCUCGUGGGGCUGAGCACGCGCGUCACUUCAGAGAUAUCGUGCAUGCUCGCCCCGGCCCUUCCCUAUUGCGGAGGCGAGGCCAACGACACUGCGAGCGAGGCGCGCAUGACGAUCCCGAUCGAGAUGUAUAACGCGGCAGGCUUCAACCUGACGCUAUGGGAGGACGGGUCGGAGACGCUCGUGUACGACGCCGAGACGGGCGAGCGGAUCGCCACGGGCCACCUCGAGCGGACGGAAGUCAUUCCCGCGCGGUCGGCGCGCAGAGUCAACUUUUACAGCGACCUGCGCGAGUUCCUUCAGCGCUACUCGGGCGGCGGGCUGGUUGGCCUUGCCUUCGAGGCGAUCCAAAAGACGCUCGCCUCGCCUGUGCGGCUCGACAUCAACGUUGCUGCGACGCUCCUCGGCACAAAAGCCGAGAUGCACUUUGAGGUUGGCCACACAUCACUCAUCGGCCUCGCGCAGCUCGUCGGCUGCCGCUGCGAAGUUGGGCCCGGCCCAGAGUGCCGCAGCGACACGUCCGUCUUUGUGCACCGUCAGGCCGAGAGCUUUGGCCGGAGAUAGCGCCGAGGCCAGGCUCUGGGUGCCCAAUCGGCGGAGCGAGGAGUGCCCUGGAUGUUAGAUGUUACUGUGCUAUAGUGUUGUUCGAGAGGACCGCAGGUUGUCUCUCUGAUUCUAGAUGUAGAUGUGUAGUCAGGAGUACAAUU